Molecule: messenger RNA, 387 nt
Organism: Striga asiatica
Lineage: Eukaryota; Viridiplantae; Streptophyta; Magnoliopsida; Lamiales; Orobanchaceae
Source: the annotation of a GenBank genome assembly
AUGCCGCAUCUAUUUGGACCUUUUUUGACUUCCUCGUUUUCGUCAACUGUGGGCAGUGCAGAGGGUGCUUGUGGGCCCACAAUCUCCGAUUUGGGAACGUCUGUAACGGUUGACGAGCUCCCGUUCACGAUACUCUGGAAAGAUGAGGCGGCAAGUUUGGCUUGCUCUUGCUUUAAGAAGAGCUGUUCCAAAAAAGCCACAGUUGUUGACGCAAAGUGCCGGAGCUUGAGGCUGCUCACACCCGCUUUCAUUCUGCUCCAUUUUAGCUUUUCCUGCGAUGAAAACGUGCAUAAACACUUACUUGCACUCUGUCUAAAUUCCACAUUGCCUUCAUUCAACUUGAUUCCACCUCCCCAGUUUGAUCAAGAUACACGUUUGUAUAUCUAG